Messenger RNA from Porites lobata, 3024 nucleotides. The record is from the annotation of a GenBank genome assembly. Lineage: Eukaryota; Metazoa; Cnidaria; Anthozoa; Scleractinia; Poritidae.
AUGGCGAACAGAGAGAGCCAUGCUCAGGAAUAUCUAAAGAAACACAAGAUAAUGGAAUUAUUUGAGAACUUAACAGCGCAAUUGAUCUACGAAAGACCAGGUAAGAAAUUCAAAAAGCGAUUUCUCGUUGUGGUGAGAGCCUUUUGUUGUUGUUUAUCAUAGCAGUUGACUGGAAAGAGCUGUUGACGUUUUGGAUCAGUUUUGAUUGACAGCUAGUUGAUUUUAUUCUUGCACUUCCCUUCAUAGAGGAUCCAAAAGCGUACAUGAAACAAUUUUUGGAAAAACUAAAAGAUGCGAGAACAGUGCAAAGAAACUACCCGUGCAUAUUCGACGACAGCAAUGUGAGGUCAUUGUUUGGAAUGCUUGAUGUCACAGGAAAAGGAUUCAUAACCUAUGAACAGUACAAACAAGGUGAUGUGACUAAUGUGUACAGGACCCUUUACAGCGCUACCUCUCAAACAUUUAACCAUUGGUUGAGUGUUUUGCUUCCAUCAAUCACCAUAAUGGAAUAUUCAGGAAACAAAGGUUUUCAUCAAUGGACUCGAAAGGUCAAAUCUGUGGACUGUAUACUUACUUGUCUGGGGGGUGAAUUGUCUGACAUUUCUUUGAUAAUGUUAUAAAACAAUUAGUUCAUGCGUCAGCGUGCGUAUGUCGAGAUAUUGAGCAUGCUGGAAGUUUGGAGAGCAUGAAAGAGGCGACUCUUGAUUGCUUUCCAAACUUCCCAAGUGCUCAAUAUCUCGACAUACGGACAGCUGAAGCAUGAACUAAUAUUAUUGUUUUAUAACAUUAUCAAAGGAAUGUCAGACAAUUCGUGCCCCAGACAAUUCGCCUCCAACAACUAGCCUCCAGUAUACAGUAUCACCUGAGUUAAAUAUCUUAGAAUCACUCGUUUAAUAAAUGAACUGUCUUCAACCCCUUUCUAAAUGUCUAGUUGUGUGAGUGACUCCCGCCCCUUGAAAUUCUAAAUAAGUUCGCAAUUCGAGUCCACUUAAUACAUGCGGGGACAUGUAGUCCGAGAGACACCAGUCCCAUGAAAAACAAAUUAUUAUAAUUAUAUGUAACUAAAGCUAAUUUAUUAUUUCUCAUUCUAAUGUUAAACUUAAUCUACAAAGUGGAAUGUAAGUCCAUAAUGUGGGGGCUAGUUGUCAGGGGCUAAUUGUCUGCGGGGUGAAUUGUCUGGAUACCUGUCAAUGCAGCAGUUACCUUAAAUUUUCAUUAUUAUAGCGUGUACUCAAAGCAGCACACAUCAGUGUCUAUGUGACUAUAUUUUUUUACCUCACAGUUAUGUUUUUGUCUUGAACUUGAGAGAAUGUUUAAUCAAGUUGCUUAAAGAUAAUGGUCAAAAAUAUUUUAAAAUCCAUAUUGAGGUGCCGGAAAACUAUUAAUUCACCAAAAAAUUCAUUUUGAAAGAAAUAACUUUGCAAGGAAUCAUUUCCACACACCAUAGCCCACACAGCUUUCGCAAAUGACAACAGCAUCAACACUCACCUCUUUUCCCUAACAAAUUCAAAAGUUUUCUCUUGAGUUUACGUUAUAAAACACAUGGUUAAUGCUUUAUCAUGUACUAUUGAGUUACGGAUGCACUUGGGAGACAUCUUGGGAGGAUUGCUAAACUCUCAAGAACUCAAGGUAUAGUUUACUGAUGUCAUCAGCAUGCUCAAUUAUGGGAACAUGAAGCACGCUCAUGCUAUCGAAUUUGAAUAGGCGAAUAUUCUAGCUAUGUUAUAAAGGGUUUUAGUUAGAAUUCGAAAAGAUGGAAUAAUAUAUUCAAUAGGUGCAAUUAGUAUGCAAAGCAGCAAUGGGCACAACAUUCUAGGGGGUUCAGAGUAUGCCCCCCAAGGAAAUUUUCAACAUCGUGAAAGCUCAGAGAUGCAAUUUGGUGAAUUGCAUUAAAGAGAUAAAUAUUAUUUUAACCCCAAGGGUAUUCUAUACUGCUUUGAUGCAAAGUAUAACAAAACUUAUGUUUUUUGAAGCAGUGAAACUUAGUAAACCAUUUGUCUGUUGAAUUGUGAUAAUCAGUGGAUAUAGAGUGCUUGAUUUUGCUUUCAGUCUUAGAGUGAGAACAAGUGAGUUGCUAACAUUAGCAAGUUGAAUAUUUAAUAACUGAUUUUACAUUUGGAAGGGGGAAUGGGUGGGCUGGGGCUUGGGUGGGAUGCAAUCCAAGUGUCUAUGAAACUCUUUUGUUUUCUUGAUACAUCCCUAAAUGGUCUAUCACAUAUAUCACACUUACUACUAUUUUUCCUCAGAAAUUCAAGAUGUAAGGCUCUCAGUGAUGGUUCAUUAAUAAUAUUUUUUGCUCUAAACAGGUCUUGAGACACUAGGGAUUAAAAAAUAUGACAACGAUCCUCCAGGUGGAGACAUGGAUAGGAUAAGUUCUGAAUCAUUUUUAAAAGAAGCGUAAGUGGAGUGUUUUAUUCUGUGACUAUGGACUAUUGACAGUCAGACUGGUUUGAUUUUUUUUUGUGACCAUUUGCUUUUAAUAUUAUUAGUUUUACAGCGAGACAUUUGAGGGGGGGAACCACAAGGUUCUGUUUUGGUUUAAAAUUUUCAAAGUAAAAAAUGAAAUAACAAAACGUCUCUUACAGGCUGCUAACCAUCACAUAGAGAAAUUGUCAGCAUUAAUGUUGACCCUGUCCAAAAUGCUACAGACACUAAUACCUGGAUAAUUCCAGUUAUGUUUUAAUUGAAUGACCAACAGUUUCCCCAAAUACUUUUGUCAAUAACAAUAUCAAAAUUACAGCUGCAAUCACUGAUCAAGUAGGAAAUGGUAGUGAUGAGGCAGUUCAAUGAAUUGCUGUAUUUCAAUAAAAUGAUGUUGUCACAUUAUUGUUUGUAUUUUACUCUUGUUUUUGUUUUGUUUUCUUUUCAGACGUCAGGGUCUUGCUCAAGCAUCAGCAACAUUUGCUUUGUAAAUAUUUAUAUAACCAAAGUGUGUCAUUAGAGGUGAUAGUCUGUUACACAGAAGAGGAUUAUUUUAUUUUACUUGUGCAUGUUAGUACAAUAUUGUAUAUAGUUAUACUGCUG